AUGGCGAGUGAGGACCCGAUAGACUUUGCCUAUACUGCUAUAGCCCAGGUCGCCAACAUCGCGUCUUUACUGGGUGUUGAGUCCAAGCGACCAUUAUGUGGGCGUCUCGGUGCUGAGCUCUUCCUCGUCGCCAAUUACAUCGACACGGCUGGCUUAGACCAGGAGAGGCGACUGCGGCUGCGAAUUUCCAAGCUAUUGCGAGAUGUGGAGGCUAUGUGCAAUUGGCCGAAGGAUAUACCAAGAAAUGGCUACCCUCUCCUUGAAGCGAUAGGAAGGUCACUUCCUGGUGUAACAUCUUAUGAGAAGGCUCGGAAAAGUAUUCGACGAGGACUUGAUCAGCUUACGUCGUGUCCUCGUGACGCCGAAGUGGCCAUUUCUCAUGUUCAAAAAUUCAUUGAGCGCAAUCGCAAGUCAACUAGGCGCGAUGAGAGUGGGGAUCUCAGUUCUAGAAAAAGAUUCGCUCGCCCAGAGCGGUCCGAUCUUGCCAACGAGCUCGCUCAUCGAGUCCUACGGGAGCAAAUGUGCUGUACUUGCCAGAGCAAUGGAGUGCGUAGGCAAAUGGAGAGAGGGCACCUAGUGUGUCUCCUGCUACAGCCACCUUCCCAAUCAGUGGCCAGUAACAAUCUGGCGCAAUUUGAUAUGCUAUUCUCAUCAAAGCCUUUCUGGGACCAGUCACAGCUCACUCACUGGCAAGAUGUUGAGCUGCUUGUGCCAAACGACCAUACCCCUAGCAAAAAGUGCGUCCGAUUUCUGGAUGAAGAUGUUGGAAAUGAUGAUCAGCAUGCCAGCAAAACAACUGCAAAACGAAGGCACCGAACCGACAAAGGUCAAUUCUGCCGUCUGCUCGAUCUAGCAACAGGCUGGCGCCUUUGCCUCUCUAUUGAAGACCAGGAGCUUUAUCAUCGCUUUGGACCUCACAAGCAGGUAGUCGAUCAUACCCCGGGGAUAUCUUUGGCCAAAAUACUCAGCACCUACUAUCUCACAGCACGAAUGAAGCUGGUACUAGCUUAUAUAAUAGCUUACUCAGUCUGGCAGUACUAUGACACAGACUGGAUGCGAACAAGAUGGACAAGCGAGACUAUCCAAUUUAUGAGGGAAAGUAAUAGUUCGGGAGAUGGGGGCCGUGGUAAGCUUUUUACCUGGAAACCAUAUGUAUCAGUGCAUUUCAACGAUGAAGAUCCGCUGUGCUACGAACAAUAUAGGAUUGCUGGGAUGGUCCAUGUCUACCCAAGGAUCAGAGCGCUUGGUAUUAUGCUGGUAGAGAUAGGUCUUGGGUUUCCGCUUCCCAAGCGUGAGGAGCAGGGGAGGCCCUUGGCUGCCGAGGUGAAUACCGAACUGCUCACAGCCAUCAAUUACGCAAGAGAUGAAGAGCACUGGAAGAAUUUUGACUAUCCCGACUAUAAGAGUUCAAUAUGCCACUGUUUGGAGCCCGGCACAUUCGACCAGGCACCUUGUGUUGAGAGUUUAUCUGCCUCUGAACAGAAACAAAACCUCAAGCAGCGGAGAAACAUCUUAUACGAGAAAGUUGUAUUUCCGCUUGAAAACCUCCUACAAGGCACGAAAUGGAUCGACAAUUAUGAAAAGAUAGGCCCGCUCCAUGUACUUUCUCAAGACGCCGCGAUUCAAGAAGCCACUGUACCGGUGAAUUCUGACAAAGGCAAAGCGCCAGAGCGCAGGAGAAAGCGCACUGAAAGUGAGAAAAAUGCUAGCAAUUGGCUAUUAGAUGUAAAGGAGUUUAACAGGGAGCUAGCUCAAGUUGCACCAGCAGCGGGAUUACACGGGUUAUCCCGGCGUGUACGCAUAGCGAUUUUGGACACUGGAUACGACGAUAACGCUCCCUUCUUCUUCUCACCUGAUGUUAUGGAACGUCUUAAAGGCUGGAAAGACUGGGCUGACGGUUCCAUUCAGCCCGAAGAUUGUCAUGGACACGGCACUCAUUUGGUGUCUCUCGUUCUGAAGUGCGCCCCCGAUGCUGAUAUCUAUGUAGCACGCAUUGCCAAAAGGCCCCAACAACUCUUAAGUGCCAGCGAGAAAGUUGCAGAAGCGAUUUCUUGGGCAAGUGAACAAUGGGAAGCCGACCUCAUCUCCAUGUCGUUCGGCUUUGCAGAGGAGCAGCCGUGUAUCAGUGACGCAAUUCGCGAAGCCCUAUACAAACGCAAGGAUUCCAUUCUUUUCUUUGCAGCGGCGUCAAAUUACGGGGCCAAUGACCGAGAAAUGUUCCCUGCCAGACACGAGUCCGUCAUGUCUAUUCGGGCGACGAAUUCAAACGGCCUGUUUGCAGACUUUAACCCCCCUAAGCACGAAGAUGAACCGGUGGUUUUCGGCACCCUUGGCAUAGACGUUCCCUCUGCGUGGCCCAAUUGCGAUGGCGAAGAGUAUAGGUCUGGAACAUCAAUUGCUACGGCCAUAGCGGCCGGCAUAGCAGGGUCUCUUCUGGGAUACAUCAGCUCUCACCCUCCGGAGAAGCCAUUCUACGACGCCAAAACCAGAUUAUUUGUACCUGACGGUACGGGGCUUGAUAGGCAUUCCUGA
Messenger RNA from Aspergillus niger, 2532 nucleotides. RefSeq lists its product as uncharacterized. Gene Ontology annotation, biological process: proteolysis. Gene Ontology annotation, molecular function: serine-type endopeptidase activity. The coding region runs from base 1 to 2532 and encodes 843 amino acids. The transcript has 4 exons. The record is from RefSeq and is a predicted model, not a curated record. Lineage: Eukaryota; Fungi; Ascomycota; Eurotiomycetes; Eurotiales; Aspergillaceae.